Dovyalis caffra is the source of this 171-nucleotide messenger RNA. The record is from the annotation of a GenBank genome assembly. NCBI's taxonomy places the organism in Eukaryota, Viridiplantae, Streptophyta, Magnoliopsida, Malpighiales, Salicaceae.
AUGUGCAAGAGAGUCAGGAGCGAGGAAGGGCUGCUGAAGGAGGGAGGAGGAACAGUUGCCGGCUUAGACGGGGGUGGAGGGCGGCGUGGCUUGCCUCCUAAGGCGAGAUCUUCCUUAUGGAGGGCUCUUCGUUCUGAUUUGUUGAACGGCAACACCUUCCCUGAAUGGUGA